GGAUUCAUAGAUUGUUUGACAUUGACAGUGACAAUAGUUCAAAAAAUUUUUUUCUUUUAUUGUUAGUUACCAUUGUUUUUAUUAAAUAUUCUAAUAAUAAUAAUUCGAUUUCCCUAAAAUGAUCUGUUAAUAGUUUUUCUCUUAAAAUUAGUUACAAACUAAUUUUAAUUGCAAAUUAUUAAGAUUGAUCUUAAUAAUGUCUGAACUAAAGCCUUAUCAGUCAUGUAUUAAAGUAAAAGGAAUAAAUCUUUUACCUCCUAUAAUAACUGAUACACGCCGCAGAGAACUUCAAAAAGACAAAUAUCAGGCAAUAAAAUUAGAAAAACGACUGAAACUUUGUAGAGAUUUAAAAAAGAGUCUAGAAGAAUUAAUAGCUCUUCAUUCGUUGGCAAACACUGCAAAUUCUAGUGAAAAUAAAAUAAUCGAUUCAGGAAUAUCCCCAUCAACAAAUUCUAUACUACCUAAAAUAAAACUUUCCAGGGAUAUUAUUGAUAUUACGGAAUAUAACAAUGAUGGCAUACGAUUAAUUAACAUUAAUAAAGAUUUACCCACUGGUGCUAGACCUGGUCAAAGGGAGUAUGUAGAAGGUCAACAAUUAUUACUUAAUAGUUGUAGCAGUGAUGCAUAUGAUACUGAUUCAUCCUUAAAUAGGUCAACAGAAGUUGCUGUAUCAUCAGUACAAUCUAGUGCAAGAGAUCAAUUGUCAAAUCUUUCUAACGGUUCAUCAAAAAGAAGUCUGGUUCAUCCCUCACAACCCUUUACAUCAUCAGAAACAAGUAAAAAAUCAAAACCUUCUCGAGCUUCCAAAUCAUCGAAAAUAUUGAAAUCUCCAACUUCCCCUCCAAGAAGACUGAUCAGAAGCAAUUCAUAUACUUUAGAAGCUCCCAGUCCAAUACUUUUAGCCCAUCUUAAAAAAUGUAAUACUGGAAUUUCUCCAAAUAUCCAGCAGUUAAAUCCAACUCUAUCUAGAACUUGGACUUCUUUAGAAAAUAAUUUUGUACCAUUAGAGGAGAGUGAAUUUAGUAGUAUAAAUACUGUGUUUAACACAAAUGCUGCUUGCAAUGAACAUAGUUCUGAAAUUCAUUUAAAUAAAUUAGAUAAUGAAGAGAAAAGUCUUCCAAAAGAAGUUGAGCAAAAAUCGCCUACAAUUGAGGUUGUUCAAACUGAUAUUUCAGUACAACAAAUAUUGGUAAAUGCUAAUAGCGACGAAGUAGAAAAGGUUAAAAGCUCAUUUAAUCUAUCAGAUCCAGAAUGUCAAUUGAUACAAGUUUUGAAAAAGAUACCGGAAGAUUAUUCCAGACAAAUUAUGGAAAUAAUAGAAAGACAAAGAUCAGAACAUCAAAUAAAAGUGGACAAUUUUGAAAAGAAAUUUAGUAACCCAGUAAAUGAUAACUCUACUCAGAAAAAAGAUGAUAAUUCAAUUGACAAUUUUAAUCUCUCUGAGGUAUCCAAUUGGUCUAAUUAUUACACUCCAUCAGAUACUGUGUCUCAGUAUGGUCAUUCUGAUAAAAUGAUUGAAAUAGAUACAUGUGAUGAAGUUUCCCCAUAUCAAGAAUCCACAAAUAAAUCACACGAGAAAUCUGACAACACCUUCCUUCCUGAAGAAAAUGAUGAUAAGUUGUGCGAACGAGUUAGUGGUUCGAAAAUACCUGAAAAAGACUGGAGUAAUGUUAAUAUAAAUAAGCCAACAUUUAUUACUGAUUUUGAUUCAUCUGAUGAUACUAUCUCAAUAAAAGAAAAAAAACCGAGAUUUAGUAGAAAAUUGUUUUUAAAAAAUUCUGAUAAUACUAAAAAGAAGUGGGCAGCCAAUUUAAUUUGUGCACAUGUUAAAGGUUACCUUACGAGAAGGCUUCUAAAAACGUUAAGGGUGCAGUCUUUGAUAGAUACCAUUAGAGAUGCUUUGAUUUGUGCUUUAGAAUUACAUAAAGCCGAACACAUCGAUGAAGCAGAUGUUGAAUUACAUAGAAGAUUGAUAAAUCAGGUUUCAGCUGCUUGUUAUGCUUUCCAUGACAUCUUCUUUUCUAUUUCCAUACCCGAACAAAUGGCAAUAAUAUCUGCAGAUAGAAAACGAUUAAGAGAAAAAUCCAGAAGACCCUCAUCUGCUCCAGAUAUUCGACGGUCAAUGUCGAAUUCUAGUCGAUCUGCUACCAAGAGUUUUCAUUCACAGUCACAUACUUUGAUGAAAAUUUGAGGAUGUACUUUUAUCAGGUGUUUAUGUAGAUCUCAGUAUUUUAACAAAUGUGAUAAGCUUAUGCACAGAAUAAUUUUCCAAAAUAUCAUUAAAGUAACCGAGCACUUGGCAAAAUGAAACUAUAGAUGAUUUUUAAUAUUUUUUUAACUAGACCCUACAAUCUAGAGUUGUUGAAGAUUGUAUGAGAAAAUAAAAUUUUAUUUUUUAAAACGCAUUUAUAAAUUUUUUGUAUGAUCUAGCCAACAAUCCGUUUUGAAUUAACUGUAAAUUGUUUUCAAAAACAUAGUAUUUCAACAUAUAUUUAAUAUUUGUAAAUGGAAUGGCCUAUUAAAUGGUUAUAUUUUUGAAAUCGCAUGGAUUAUUUAACUAUUUUCAGAAAUAUUUUGAGCACAUGUGUCUAUUUAUAUCAAAUAUAAGUCUUGGGGGUAGUUACUUUAUUUGUUAAAGUUUAAAACUAUGAUUGUAGUAAAAUAUAAAAAUAAAUAAAUCUCACGAUCAUUAAAUGACA
Diorhabda carinulata is the source of this 2699-nucleotide messenger RNA. RefSeq lists its product as uncharacterized. Gene Ontology annotation, cellular component: centriole. Gene Ontology annotation, biological process: centrosome duplication; regulation of cytokinesis; centriole replication. Lineage: Eukaryota; Metazoa; Arthropoda; Insecta; Coleoptera; Chrysomelidae. The coding region runs from base 197 to 2191 and encodes 664 amino acids. The transcript has 6 exons. The record is from RefSeq and is a predicted model, not a curated record.